Messenger RNA from Cuscuta campestris, 3811 nucleotides. NCBI's taxonomy places the organism in Eukaryota, Viridiplantae, Streptophyta, Magnoliopsida, Solanales, Convolvulaceae. The record is from the annotation of a GenBank genome assembly.
CCUCGGGGGAGCGUUCACACCAUACUCGUCAAGCUUGGCACAAUUUGCUUCCGACCCGGCAAAUGCUCAAGCUCUACAGGGCUAUCAACAGGUGAUGGCCAUGAUGCAACAGGCAGGGGGCUUCAUGCCAUUUGCCUAUCCUGGCAUGAUGCCACCGAUCAUGAGUCCAAUGGUACCCCCGGUAUCAACUCCGUCGACGUUCGUCCCCAGGAUGAUCCCUUUACGCCCGGUGAAUUUGACGGGGACCAUGAACGAAGCGGCACCCUCAAAUGUCCAUGAAGUUGAUGAGGCGGAGCAAGAGGUAGCCCGCAGAAAGAAGGGUAAGGCUAUAGCCAAGCCUAGUAAGACCCGGGAUUCAGCUUUCAAACGCCUGGGGGACAAAGAGGACGGACCUCGCAAGUCUGCCAAGCUACGUCUUGGUCCUGAGAUGGGCCGGACUAGCGCAAUGGAAAGACUUGGCGGGAGUCGUCCCGCCCAAUCACGUCGUUCUAGGGAAUCUGAGAUGAUUCACCUAGACGAGGAGGAAGCAGAAAGCCAGCCCAGAGCGUCGUCAUAUACCAGGCUCUCAUAUGAUGAGGAUGACCUAAACAAGAUAGGGAGCGUAUCGAGGAAGCUACGUGCCCUGGAGGAAAAGGUAGAAGAGAAGGCAGGAGCAAAGAAGCAUACCCUGGCCAAAUCACCCUUUUCGGCCAGGGUACAUGCACAAAAGUUGAGGCGAAAGGUCAAGCUGGACGUGGAGAAAUUCACUGGAAAGGAGGAUCCAAACGUCCACCUUGACACCUUCCAUAAUGCUGCACAAAUGGCCGGGUGUACUGAUGCUGAAGAAUGCCUACUCUUCUUCUCAUCUUUGAGAGGGAGACCAGUGGAAUGGUUUAAUGGCCUUCCUCAUGGUAAGAUCGGGUCCUUUGAGAAACCUGCUGAAGUUUUUCGCAAGAAGUACCAGGACAACUGUAUCAAACGGAAGAAGUUCACCUACCUUAACACGGGUGUUACAAAGAUGGACGACAAGACGGCCAUGUCUUUGCUGAUGAAUGCCUUUCGGUCGGGUGACCUCUACACUGAAUUUUGUAGGAGGCCACCCUCCUCUUAUCAGGAAGCCUACAAUACGGGAUGGGAGUAUGCCGAGGCGGAGGUCCUGAACAAGAGCAAGCGGGAACUGGAGGAAGGCUAUACAAGGGUGAAAACCGAUAAGCCGAAGAAGGAUGACCAGAUGGGAGGGUCCAAGCCAAGGGCUACAUAUGACGGGACAGUCCAUCAAAUCAGGGAUGAGAAGAAGGGAGAACAACCCAAGAGGCCUUGGACGGAGAAGUGGUGUACCUACCACCAAUCUGACUCCCACAAUACGGCAGAUUGUCGAAAUGUCAAGGCUGUGCUCAAGGAGAUGGCCUUGAAGGGAGAGCUAGGGGAAGGUUAUGCGACGGGACAUAAGAAGGACCCGAAAGCAAACACCUGGACCUGUCCUCAGGAGAAAGAUCAAGGAAGGAGAAGAGGUAAGGAUAACAACAAGCCGGAUAAAGAGUUCAUCGAGAUGAUUGUUGGCGGCCCGGGAGGCGGGGAUACUGCCUCCCAGCGAAACAACUGGGCCAGGAGUCUACAUGUGUCAGUGGUUUCCUUGGAACCACAGGGGAAGCAAAAGAGGAGAGAACCUAUCACUUUCACUGAUAGGGAUCUGCCCAGGACGGGGGGAGAUCACAAUGACCCUUUGGUCAUUACAAUGGAUAUCUACGGAGCUGAUGUGGCCAGGGUCCUGGUUGACACAGGAAGUAGUGUCAAUGUUUUGUACUUGGAUGCUUUUAAGAAAUUAAAACUUGACAGGUCCAUGUUAAGGCCAUUGCAAACUCCGUUAUCAGGCUUCACUGGAGCUAGCAUAGAAGCGGAAGGUCAGAUCACCUUACCAGUUACCUUGGGGGCCAUUAUUUCAAUGGCACACUUGUGUAUGAAAUUCUAUACUCCCAAUGGGAUCGGGGAGGAAAGAGGUGACCAGAAGAAUGCACGGUCUUGUUAUCUAGAAGCGGUGAAGAAGAUGACCCGCCAAUUCGAGCAAAUUGAAUUGGUCUCCCAACAGGUGGACAAGGGUGAGGAGAAAGCUAGGAUCGAGCCGGAUGCAAACACGGAGGAGAUCCAGAUUGAUACCUUCAAUCCCGAGAGGAAGGUCAAAACCAGGGCUGAUCUUCAAGGAGAGCAAAGGACUGAGAUUGUCCAGGUGCUGAACAGGUAUAAAUCAUUAUUUGCCUGGAGUGUUGCUGAUAUGCUCGGAAUUGACCAGUCAGUCAUUUGCCAUCGUCUCUCCAUUCUUGAGGGGUUUAGGCCUGUAAGACAGAAGAAGAGAUUCUUGGAAAGUGAACAGAGGGAUUUUGUGAAGAAGGAGGUCAAGGACCUACUUGAGAUGGAGCUUCCGGACCGAAAGGUUACGGAGGAGGGGUGGUAUUCACAACUCCGGAAGGCUUCAAGGAUCAAGUCCGAUUCAAGCUUGGUGGUAGGCCAUAUCAAUGGCAACAUGGAGGCCAAAGGAGAAAAAAUGCAGAGGUAUAGGGACUUGGAAAGGGCACUACUGAAGGACUUGACCAAGUAUGUGAUGGAGCAAAUUCCAAGGGGGGAGAUUACUGAUGCUGACUUGCUAUCAAAAUUAACUCAAGCAGCCCCGGAACAUGUGUCUAAACUGGCCAGGAUCGAAACAUUGGAGAAGGCCAGCAUUGAAGGGCUCUCUGUUAGCCUGAUAGAGGACGAUGGACAGCCCAAUUCGGAUCAAGUGGAGCCAGAUGAUGUUUGGAUGGAUGAUUUCGUUCGGUACUACAUGACGGGCAAUUUCCUGAAGAUGAGGACAGGGGCAGAGGCGGAAAGAGUGAUCGCCGAGGUUCAUGAGGGUGUAUACGCAGCCCACCAAAUGUCCAGGACACUCGCGCAAAGGAUCAUUUUGCUAGGUUAUUUCUGGCCUACAAUGAACCAAGAUUGCGAGAAGUAUGUCCAGAGGUGCAAGACUUUCCAAGUGUUCUACAAGUUUCCGGGAAGACCUGCAACAUACUACCACCCAGUUUCCAAUGUUAUUCCAUUCGCAAGGAUUACUCACAACAAGGCUUUAGUGGCCUAUCCGCAAGGGAAUGGCCAGGUGGAAAAUGCAAACCACACAAUAGUCGAUGGCAUCAAGAAGCGGUUGGGUGAGGCUGGAACAAAUUGGUUAGAGGAGUUGCCACAUAUCAUCUGGGCAUACCGGGUCACUUCGAGAAGGGCCACAUGGGAGACACCUUUCGUCCUUACAUACGGGUGUGAGGCCAGACUACCCAUCGAAGCAAAAAUAAUGACCUUCCGGGAGAAGAUCUAUGAGAAGGAAGGGAAGGAAGAGGACCAUAUGGCAGAGUUGAACUUGCUAGAGGAAAGGCGGAUGAUAGCCGAAGCUAGAAUGAUCGAGUAUCAGCAAGCAGCCAAGGCCUACCAUGAUAAUAAGGUAGGGCCUCUGUACUUCCAAGUGGGUGAUGAGGUCCUAAGACGAAGGGAGGCAAGCAAACCAGGCGAUGGUGGAAAACUCGCAAAGAAAUGGGACGGCCCGUAUAGGGUCACAGCAGUACUGCGCCCUGGGACAUACAAGUUAGAAACAAUGGAAGGUCGAGAGUUAGAAAGGUGUUGGAAUUCCCACCACCUUAGAAAAUUCUACCAAUAGGCCGAAUUUGGCAGGGCAUGUAUUUGUAAAACUUCUUCGAUGAUAAAUAAAAGCUUUCUACAACAAUACUUGUGUCGCUGGGUCAGUAAUACUAAAAUAACAUAUCUUGAUGUGAGAGGCAAGGUAAAAAAACCUGAAAAAAGGAGAUAGACCCUU